Daphnia pulicaria is the source of this 4129-nucleotide messenger RNA. RefSeq names its product M-phase inducer phosphatase cdc-25.1-like. Gene Ontology annotation, molecular function: protein tyrosine phosphatase activity. The transcript is spliced from 11 exons. Gene Ontology annotation, biological process: protein dephosphorylation; positive regulation of G2/MI transition of meiotic cell cycle; G2/M transition of mitotic cell cycle. The coding region runs from base 1504 to 3375 and encodes 623 amino acids. Lineage: Eukaryota; Metazoa; Arthropoda; Branchiopoda; Diplostraca; Daphniidae. The record is from RefSeq and is a predicted model, not a curated record. Gene Ontology annotation, cellular component: cytoplasm; nucleus.
AGACCGUUGGGUCAAUCAAGAUUUUUUUGAAUGGGGCACAAGUCUGCCACUGGAAUUGGAGAUCGAGUCAAAGUGGUUGGAGACGGAGAGAUAAGGCGCGAUAGCAAUAUUCAGUUACUGCACACAAUGUACGCACACGUGCUCAGAGAUACGUGAACCGAUUUCAAACGUAAUGAUUUCUUAUUAUUACUAUAGAGAGUAAUAGUAAUAGUACGAGAGAGGGUGGGCUGUGCUGAUGAAAAAAAAAAGCCAACAGCUGCUGAAAUCCGGAACGAGCGGGGGGGUAUUGAAGGCGAGUCUUGUGAAAGCCAUCUGCCUUUCAACGGGCAAGAGCAGUUGGAAUGCCUGGAGACGUUUCGGGAGAGAAGAAGAGAGAUAGAGAGCAAGGUUUUCAGUUCGUACCCUAGGGCAAGACCGUUAACCUGUUCGGUUGGGCUGUUUAAAUAUCCCCGGCUUCGGGCCUCUCGAUGCUCUUUCCUGUCUUUCGACGGGCUAGCUCUCUCUCUUCUUUUUUUUUUUUAAAGCUUGUGUUAUAUUUUGGGGUGAGAAAUCGGAAACCCAGGGUAGAUCUUUGUGGCCUCGUCAACCACCCCUCGAAUAUAGCCAAAGUCAGGCGGGAAAAUUCAAAACCUUCCGUCCGUUGUGGCGUUUUUUUACGACUGUGUGAACGAGUAGGGGGGAUGGGAUAGCAAGUCGGUUGUGUACUAUGUCGGUCUUCAGCGGAUGCAAUAUGGGACCAACAGCGGGCUUUGGGGUGGCCAUAUGUGGAAUGCGUAGUACAUAUAGUGCUAUCGUUCGCUCUUAUAGUUAUUUGCUCAAUGCUUCCUCUUCGCUCACAGUUCAUAGAUUUCCCUCUUCCGCUCUGUAUGUGCGUGUGCGCGAUGACCCCCCUAUGUUCCUCCCCUUCACUAUAACGUCACCCUCCCAAUGUCUUUGUUAUGACUAUAGGGUCUAGCACAUGUCUACGUUGACGUACUACUACUACUACUUCUACUACUCGUCAGGAUUGCAUCCAGCCCGACGUUUCCCACAGAGCUAGAAACUGGCGACGUACCUAUGAGAUUCUGGGACUUGGGAUUUAUCGAGUCUAUUUUUUCGCUUCGUUUUAUGACUUCAUUUGGCACGAUUAUGAUGGAAGAAGACUAAGUCUCCAGGUCGCAAUAUACAUAUGUACGUGCUAUAUACUUUGCCGCGCCGACCCGACCCAAGUUCUGCGUACGCAGUGCGAGACUUUCCAAGUUCUGGGUGGAAAGACAAAGUAGAAGGGAAAGGGGAUCCUCGGGGUAGUAGAGGGUGGAGCUUGAGGAAAGAAUAGUCUGAAACUCUGGGGGAAGAGGUCGGGGAGGGACCCUCCGAAAGGAAAUUAAGAAAGAAAUCUUUUCUCUGGACUGUCAGUCGUUGAUCCGUUGUCCCCUAGUUCGCAUCUCCUCUCUGGUCUUGUCUAUUUUUUUUCCCCUUCAGUCUUUCAACGACUUUUAACUUGUGUUUGUCUUGGUGCCUGAAAUGCAUACCUGUGAUCGCACCAUGUCAUAUUGGAGCUGGAAACAGUUGUCUCUCACUGAAAUCAGUUUAAGAUCUCUAGCUCUCAGCAGCGGCGAAUUACUGGGCUCGCUGAAUGAAAAAGAAAACGGCUACACUUCAAUUCGACCCUUCGCUGCCGCCGUUGGUUCGCCAGAAAAGACGAAAAGCUCGGAAGACUUCCUGGGCAGACGUAGUCCUCGCAGAUUAGCUCUGUCCCGACUGGACGUCAACAGCCCCAUCAAGAGCCGUGUCGACAUCAGCAGUCCCAUCAAGACAAGCUUCGCUAAGCCUGCUCAGCCCGUGUCGUCUGCCAUACCUUCGACACGCCUUCCUAGUAUAGAAGAUGUUGACUCUCAAGACAGUGGUUGCUUUCCAGAAGACUCCAAAUACUUCAAGUAUCCUGAGCCCCUCUCCCACCGUCGGAUGUCGGAUCGCAACUCCAGUCCAGCUUCUUCCACACGUUCCAACAGUGGUUCUUUGAGUGCUGGUGGUUCCCAAAAGUACGACGGACCCGCAAAACUCGACUUCAGCUUCACGUCAAACGGUGACGAUGAGGGAAUCCCCGACGAGUUGUAUGAGGAGGAAGACCAGGGUUUACCCACUUCGGCAUCACUGAGUCAGCUGAUUGCUACGCCACUUAGCGAGCGCGCCACCCUCCAGUUCAGCCAUGAAGACAGCUCAUCUCCACCGGCCUACACCAUCACCAAGUCUCACAUUGACGACUCUGCUAUUUACAAUGACUUUCUCCGUGUCCCGAAAGAAGCUGCUUUGGCUGAAAAGUUCCCCCGACCAUCCUUCCGGCGGUCGCAGUCCAUGUUCGACCAAGCAACCCCCAACGCAAGGGCGCCCAAUCUUUGCUAUGAUUCUCCCAUGAAUCAGUCCCCUGUAGCCCGUGGCUUGUUCGUCCACGAUGAAGAUACCGGAUCGAGCCCCCUCGCCCCUCUAGGCCUACAUGCCUUGAGAUUGCGUAUGAAACCUUCACGAGUAAUUCAGCCGGUUGGAGGUCCCCCAUUCAAGAGAAGUGAGCCCUCGUCCUCCGUGGACUCUGCUGUCCAACAGCAGGAAAACAAAAGGCGGAAGGACGACAAUGACGACCGACCCGUGUUCACAAGUUUGGAUCACAAUGUCGGGAACAACAGCAAAACGGCGGCUGUUUCGAGACUACCCCAUCGGAUCCAGAGAUGCCAUUCCGAGACGGAAGCGACCAUUAUGCGCGCCCUUCAACGAUCAACGGAAGAGCCUGAUCUCAUCGGAGAUUUCACCCGACCCUUUGCACUGCCGCUGACAGCCGGCAAACAUCAAGAUUUAAAGUGCAUUACGCCGCAGACGUUGGUCGAUCUGAUUAGUGGCAAAUUCCGGGAUCACGUUGAGAAAUAUACCAUCGUCGACUGCAGAUAUCCUUACGAAUACGAAAACGGUCAUAUCAACGAUGCCGUCAAUCUGUGGACCAAAGACAUGGUGUGGAGUGUCUUCAUGGAGGGUAGAAAACAACAACCCCCCUCGACCACCCACGAUCAGGAGAAGAAGAGGGACAUCCUCAUUUUUCACUGCGAAUUCUCCUCAGAGAGAGGCCCAGCGCUCUCUCGAUUUUUGCGUAACAAGGACCGCGAUGACAACAAGGACAAUUACCCGGCCCUUCACUGGCCCGAGGUCUACCUGCUUCACGGUGGCUACAAGGCCUUCUACGAGCAGUUUGACCAACUGUGUGAACCCAGAAGCUACCUGCCCAUGAACCAGCAGGGUCACGAAGAGGACCUGCGCAGGUGCCGAGCUAAAACCAAGUCUUGCAACGGCGAAGGCAAGUCGGGCCGACCGUUAACAAAAUCUACCUCUCGACGAUUAGCAUUGCUUUAAAUUGUUCAUUUAUUAGAAAAAUGAAAAAAAAACAGAAGAAAGUAACUAAAAUUAAUAAGUUAAUUGUUUUUGCGUCUCUCGCGGGUUCCUUCGUGUGUGUAUGAAUUUGUUUUUUUAAACCUGCUUUCCUAUACCCCCGAAAUCCUAUUCUCCGUGCUGAUUCCCUCUCAUCUAUUCUUUCCUUUCUUUUAUUUCCCUGUUUUUCCCCCCAAUUCCAUUGGAUAUGACAUUGGUUCUCACCCCGCACCCCCCGUCUUUUCCCCCCAAUCCUCCCAUCUUACACACAACACAAAUGUGCAAUGCAGAAGUCCCGAUGGUCUCUCCCUUCUCCCCAACUUUUUUUUCUAUGUUCGCAUGAGUGGUCCUUUUAACGCGGUGGGAAUUUCAAUUCUUUCCUAUUUCUCUCCCAACAUUCAAUUUUUUUUUUUUUUAGAAAUUUGUCCACAAAAAUAUUUUAAAAAAAGUCUUAUUUUCUGUUCGAUUGACGUGAAAUUUUGUACAUUCGUAGUGGUAGUGCAUUUUUUUCGGAGCGCGAGUAAUACUAUCGAUUGUUGAAGAAUACUGGGGGAUGUCCCACAUCUGUAAUGAUCGAAUCGAUCAUAUUCAUUUGCUCACAGUUGAUGUUGAACUCUUUCCAUUUUACUACACCCAAACUCUAGCCAUACCUUCUGUAUGCGUGUGUACGUGUUCUUAGUGAGUAUGAUUUUUCCCCCAAAAUCUCAUUUGGUAUAAAUAUAACAAACAAACAAAAAAA